AUGACGGGCUCCAGUCACAGAGAUCGAGUCCGGCUUAUCAGGAACUUCGGCUUGUCAGAAGUUUAUACCUCCCAAAAUCCUGCCGUCGAUGUUGUAUUAGUCCAUGGACUAAACGGGUCGCCAUACGAGACAUGGGCAACGAAAAAAUCAGACGUCUUCUGGCCUGCAGACCUCCUCCCUCGAACACUUGCAAAAGAAGAGCUCCGCAUCUUGACAUUCGGCUAUGACGCUAAUGUAUCUUCCUUUACGGGUGGCGUAUCUCGAGAUAGAAUGCACAACUUUGCCGAGCACCUGGCCGCCCAUCUGUUUGCUAAUAGGCAUUUGAAUGGGGCUGUUGAACGACCCAUUAUCUUUAUAUGUCAUUCCCUCGGUGGCCUGAUAGUCAAAAAGUGUCUCUCCUAUUGCUCGCGGGUAAGGCACGAAUAUACUCAGCAUCUACGAUCCAUAUAUGUAUCAACGUUCGGCAUUUUAUUUUUGGGAACCCCGCAUGAAGGCUCGGACGUUGCAAAGUUCGGCAGCCUGCUCCAGUCAAUAUGCAGCGCCGUGUUGCCCAAGAAAAUAUUUGAUUCCUCUCCUCAGCUACUCAACAGCCUCAAAACAGACAAUGAAAACCUGCAAGUUAUAAAUCGCGAUUUCGUCCAAAUUAUGGAUAGGUUUCGCGUCUACUUCUUCCACGAAUCGAAGCCUAUGGACCUAAAAGCAACUCGUGUUUUUAUCGUGGAUGAAGCUUCUGCAGCUCCGCUCAUAGACGGCGUGGAACGCAUGGGAAUUGAAGCGGACCAUGGCGCCAUGUGCCGAUUUGAAGAUGAGAACUCGCCCGGCUACGAGGCUGUUGCUGAGGCCAUUUAUCGCUAUGCGACGGAAGCCCCGAAAACUAUUCCUUCACGAUGGGCGCAAGAACACAGGCAACGAGCCUUUGAAAAGCAGGAUGAGGCGAGGAGGCUCUACGCCAAUUCCGUAACCACUCUUUUCCCGCCCCCUUCGGAAGCAGGGGAGAUUCCCCGGUCUCAGGACCCGGAGAAGGAUCAAUUUAUCAAAGUGGUGCCUCCUGGUUUCCAUCCAAAUUCUCACUUUUUUGGAAUGGAAAAGGAGCUAAACCAGCUGCACAACCGCCUUUACAAAGCAAAAAAGAGAGUAAUUGGUACCGCCGCUGUACUCUUAUAUGCAGGUCCCGGAGCUGGAAAGUCACAUCUCGCACGGCAAUACAUGUACACCUAUCAAUCCUUAUACUCAGGCGGCAUUUUUUGGAUUGACUGCAGAACAAAAGAAUCAUGCUACAAUGGUAUCUGGCAAAUUGCACAAAUAGCAGACGGGCUAGCAGGAGAAAAGGAAAGCCAGGAUCCCAACUGGAGGAGCACAGGGAUCUACGUGGAGAGUGCUCGAAAGUGGCUGGAGUCAAGGCAAAACUGGCUUCUUAUCUUUGACGGUAUCUCCUUCGAAAGCAGCAGCGACAUCGAUGAGUUCAAACGCAUUCUUCCGUUCACACAAGAGACUGCCAUCAUUUACACCUCUAUUGAUCGUGCGUUGAGUAAGAAGCAAAGGCUCCUGGAGCCAUACGGGCUUGAAGUGAAACCACUUGGCAUCCUCGACGCAUGCAAACUUCUAUACAAAGAUCUGGGCAUCAAACACCCGUCGUCUACUCAAGAAAAGAAGGCUAUUGAGGUCGUGUCACAUUAUCAAUGUUUACCUCUCGCGAUACGCGCGAUUGGCCAUCGUUUGAGGGCUACUGGAAAGGCUUUGGAAAAAUACAGCUGUGGCUCAAGUCACCCGGAUGCAAAACUGGCUGGACCAUUCCGGGAUAUAAUGAAAGAUUUGGACCUACACCAGCAUCUCGAGGCCCUCAACUUGAUCAAGAUACUUUCAUUUUUUGGGCAUAAUGUUCCCGUGGGGAUGCUAGUGUUUGGCAGAAAAGGCCUCAAUGCCUACAGCGUCGAGAUCCGAACCAUCGACCGAGGAGGGAGCAACCAACGGCACAUCGAUAAUACCUUUGCAACCCUAAUGAGGUACGGGCUAAUUGAGAGGACACUAUAUGUGUAUCCAUUAAGCGACAUGGGCGACUCCGGCACCAUAGGGCAAUCCCAGAAGUCUUCCGAUCCUGAUGAUUCCGUUGCGAGUGAUACUGAUAAUUUUUCCACGGGAUCCAGGAACACCAUAGAAAUCUGCAAAGUUCAUACCGUUGUCCAAGAAGUCUUUCGCGGUGAGCUACAAGAUCAUAGCUUGCAACAUUACUAUUGGUGGCUCGGCGUCGCAGCCUCUCUGUUUUGUUAUUCCUACGACUAUGCUAGAGUCCAGAUGCGUGCAACCAGGGGUUCAGGUUCUGCGAGAGAUUAUCGAGAGUACUUGACUCAUGCAAAGCAGCUGCUGAGCUAUUUUCCGGCUAAACCCUCGAAGAUUGCCAUAAGCUUUCAAAAUUUGCACGAGACCUUGCAAAAGUUGACGUCGGAUAUUGAGAAUGAAAUCGAAAAUCGGUCUCCAGGGUCAUCACAGGAAUCUUUUCGACAGCUGAAAUCAAUAUUCGAUCGAACAAACAGCAUGUCCUCAGUGCCCGAGACGCCUAACGAUCAAUCAUCCGUCUCCGCCUGGGGAGAGGACUCAGGACCUGUCAGAACAGAGUCGCCAGUGGACACUUAUUUCCCCCAUCAGCUGCUGCCCUCGGCCACGGACCCAAAUUUAUACAUCCCUAUUGUUGCUGAAGAAGCAGAGAUGCGAAACGAGGUCGAUGAAGGUAGCCAAACUACCCACAUGUCUCCCGCCCUGUCGCAAAACACCGAAAUUCCGCGGCUUACAGUCGCGGAAGUAGAUGAAGAUGAUUGGCAAAAGGUGGAGAAAAAGCCACGACGUCUGUUUUCCUGGGGUCCGCGUCGAUUGCGGAAAAAGCCCGGCAAGAGAGAUCUUGGGGUUUGGCAUCAGCACCCGACAGUUUCGGUCACAGAAGUCCAUGCGGAGGCCAGAGGUUCGGCCACGGCAAGGCCGCUGAUAAGGUCGAUCGGGGCAAAGUCGGAUGCCGAGUCGGCAUUGGCCGCUGUACAUCGUUCCAGCCCGCCUCCUAUCCGCGGCGGUGGAAUCAAGCCAGUUAGCCGGCCUGGAAAUCAGAAAGAAAACCGUCCAAGUUACGCCCAUGUUCUGGCUAAUCAGCCUGAACAAUCCAUUGCGAGACGGUCUGCACCCUCUUUGAGUCAACAGCAGCCUCCAUCAAUUUCAUACAGCCCAGAGAUUCCGCAAGGCGGCUCGGACAUCCGCCGAGGCAGCGUUCCCGGGUCGCUUUUCCCUAAGGAUGGGCCUCCGGACACGAUGUCCCAGUCCACCUACAGCGAUCCUGGCAUGCGUUCGUCGUUGAGGCAAUCGCCGAAACUUGUUUAUCCCCAGCCCGCCGGUUCCAGCACACAUUCUCGUAAUUCGCCAAGGUCUACGGAUCACUCUGGUAGUCACUUCUACGCCGGUCGAAGUCCAUAUGGCCAUCAACAAGUCGUUGGGCCAAACCCCGCGUCACUUCCAUACCAAGCAGAUGUGGCUAUCAUGUACCGCCCGCAACGCACCACCAUGUCCAAUCUUUCAGGGACGGCAGCGCCCCCUUCCCAUAUUGCGUCGUCGAUUCCAAUCCACCGGGCAAACUUCCCAAUGGCACAUAUACCCACGGGCUAUUCAUCACAACCUAUGUCUCGUGACCAAUCCGCACAAUCAGUACAGUCAUUGCGGACUGAACCCACUCGAUUUCCACCCAGUUUCUCGCCGAAUCUCAACGGGCCUAUUUUUCCUGCCGGCGACAGACCGCAUAUGCCGGAUGUACGGCGCGCGCAACAACUUGUUUUUGGACCUGGAGAAUCGGCCAUUGAUUCAGCCACAACUUCGCCAGUAUCUUUCGAAGCGCCUAGUAUGUCGCGAGGCCAAUCUGGCCCGGGAAUAAUGAUAAGAUCCGGCGAUGGAACGACUAGGAGCCUCGUCGAAUUCAAUCACGUACCGAACACGCAACAUAUUCAAUUCGGCGAAACGCACCCUGUGAAUGUAGAAGCCGCUCGUAGGCGGGCAAGAAUGCCACCGCCUUAUCCAAGUCAGAAUCUUAUUCCGACCGCGAGCGACGAUGCACAGCUUGAAUUGCUACUCAACCAAACACCCGGAGGGCCUGGCCAUAACAUGCCUCAAGGAGACUGGCAAAGACAGAGGAGCGGGAGUUCUCCUAUUUCACGGCAGGACCUGACGGGCUUUGGCCUCCAGUUCCAACGAAACUAA
Messenger RNA from Uncinocarpus reesii 1704, 4227 nucleotides. RefSeq lists its product as uncharacterized. The transcript has 4 exons. Bases 1 to 4227 code for a protein of 1408 amino acids. NCBI's taxonomy places the organism in Eukaryota, Fungi, Ascomycota, Eurotiomycetes, Onygenales, Onygenaceae. The record is from RefSeq and is a predicted model, not a curated record. Gene Ontology annotation, molecular function: ADP binding.